CGCCGUCCAAACUCACCAAUGACAUAAACCUGCUUCGGGGAAGGCGGGACUUCCGGUUACUCGUAUAAACCAACUGAGGCCUCCCAUGCGGUUUUGAUCUGUCGGUGCAGUUGGAGCUAACGCCGUAAAGACACACACAAUGGCUGAGAAUGAUGUUGAUAACGAGCUGCUGGACUAUGAAGAAGAUGAGGAGCCUCAAGUAGCCCCUGAGAGCGCCGCCCCCGCAGGCAAGAAGGAGGUGAAGGGUUCCUAUGUUUCCAUCCACAGCUCCGGCUUCAGGGAUUUCCUUCUCAAGCCAGAGCUGCUUCGUGCCAUCAUUGACUGUGGUUUUGAGCAUCCGUCUGAAGUCCAGCAUGAAUGCAUCCCACAAGCCAUCCUUGGCAUGGACAUCCUCUGCCAAGCCAAAUCCGGUAUGGGCAAGACGGCGGUGUUUGUGUUGGCGACACUCCAACAGAUCGAACCUGUUGACGGGCAGGUGUCUGUAUUAGUCAUGUGCCACACGCGAGAGCUGGCCUUCCAGAUCAGCAAAGAGUACGAGCGCUUCUCCAAGUACAUGCCCACUGUAAAAGCAGCAGUAUUCUUUGGCGGUCUGGCCAUCAAGAAGGAUGAGGACGUCCUGAAGAAGAACUGCCCUCACAUCGUGGUUGGAACACCUGGCCGCAUCCUCGCUCUGAUCCGGAACAAGACCCUGAGCCUGAAGAACGUCAAGCAUUUUGUCUUGGAUGAGUGUGACAAAAUGUUGGAGCAGCUCGACAUGAGGCGUGACGUUCAGGACAUCUUCAGGAUCACACCUCAUGAGAAGCAGGUCAUGAUGUUCAGCGCCACGCUGAGUAAGGAGAUCCGACCAGUGUGCCGCAAAUUCAUGCAGGAUCCUAUGGAGGUGUUUGUGGACGACGAGACCAAACUGACGCUCCACGGCCUCCAACAGUACUACUGCAAGCUGAAGGACAGCGAGAAAAACCGCAAGCUGUUUGACUUGCUCGAUGUGCUGGAGUUCAAUCAGGUGGUGAUCUUCGUCAAGUCUGUCCAGCGCUGCAUCGCUCUGUCUCAGCUUCUGGUGGAACAAAAUUUCCCUGCCAUCGCCAUCCACAGGGGAAUGGCUCAGGAGGAAAGGCUGUCUCGCUAUCAGCAAUUCAAGGACUUCCAGAGGCGGAUCCUGGUGGCCACAAACCUCUUUGGCCGAGGGAUGGACAUCGAGCGAGUCAAUAUCGUUUUCAACUACGACAUGCCAGAAGACUCUGACACCUAUUUGCACAGGGUUGCUCGUGCUGGUAGGUUUGGGACCAAAGGCCUGGCUAUAACCUUUGUGUCUGACGAGACCGAUGCCAAGACCCUGAAUGAUGUGCAGGACCGCUUUGAGGUCAAUGUGGCCGAGCUGCCAGAUGAGAUCGACAUCUCCUCUUACAUCGAGCAGUCCAGAUGAGUCCUCCGGCCCAACAGAAGGCUCCUCCACGGAUCUUGUCUUGUAUUUGGAAGUAGACGUACUUCACUGUUGAUUUGAAAUCUCUGCGUGUUCCCUUAUUAUGUUCACCAAACAUUUUAUUUUUAUUGUUAGUUUUUUGGGGGACGGGGGGGGGGUUAUGGUUUUAAUUUGUCUUUUUUCCGGUUUGUUUUUUGCUUAAUGACAUUAAAACUUUUUAUAAAAUGCCAUUUUACUUUUGUGGUCUCUUACGAGGCUAUUUGUCUCUACCCCGUUAUCAUUGAUCUCACUGUUGAGCAGCGUUUCAGGGAAGCAUUCAGAGACGUCAUCCUGAGGAACAUGUGUCCACCGUUUUUAUCUUUUGUUUUUCUUUAUAUCCAAGCUAGAUUUGUAUAAGACGUUUUCCCCCAGUGCUAAAAGUUGAUCUUUAGAUAGUAAUUCUGCAGGCAUGUAGUGUUAUGUGAGUGAAGAGACACAUUUGGCUCAUAUGGCAGCUGUUUUUAUGACUUUCUAACUGAAUGCCUCCAAUAAACAGUCACUAAGUGAA
Amphiprion ocellaris (clown anemonefish) is the source of this 1967-nucleotide messenger RNA. RefSeq names its product DEAD (Asp-Glu-Ala-Asp) box polypeptide 39Ab (gene ddx39ab). Gene Ontology annotation, molecular function: ATP binding; RNA helicase activity; RNA binding. Gene Ontology annotation, biological process: mRNA export from nucleus; mRNA splicing, via spliceosome. NCBI's taxonomy places the organism in Eukaryota, Metazoa, Chordata, Actinopteri, Pomacentridae. The transcript is spliced from 10 exons. Bases 140 to 1423 code for a protein of 427 amino acids. The record is from RefSeq and is a predicted model, not a curated record.